AUGCCCAAGAAACGGCAUUGGGGCAUGUACUCAAAGCCGCAGUCCACUGCGCCGCACUCUUUGGAGAGCUCCGGACUCCAGAGCAACGUCCAUCAUGAGGAACCACAGUCCCGCAAUGUAAAUGACCUGCUCGCAAACCUGCGAAGAACCACUCUGUCGCCCAGCGGAGGCGGUAGCAGCAACAAUAGCGGCAGUGGAGGCCACGGCUCAACCGCGGGCGCCUCGCUGUCGUCGUCGAUCCCUGUCGUGACGCCUAGUGUGCCACCAGAAGUCGCGCAGAUUCUGCUGCCCAGCCCACCCAAUGGAGGCCGAGGGGGGCUAGACGCAGGCAUUACCGUGGGACCCAGUCCCAGAGGUGCUGCUGGCGGUCCAAACGGACUGGGCGCCGUCGGUGGUGGUGGUGGCCGUGGUCGUCGCCGAGGGCCAGCUGGCCCGGCGCCUCCACCGUCUUGGCUGGCCCAGUCCAGGCACAAUCCACGGCGCAUCCUGCGGCCGUCUGACCGUAAUGGCCAUUCUGCCAGCGAUGGUGGUGGUAAUGGCAACAACCGGCCAGUAGGCGCCCAAAGGCGGCGCUAUGCAUCAGGCAUGGCCUUUGGACACCACGCAGGGGAGGCCAUGCCGGGUAUCCCCCAUCCUGUGCGCGGCAGUCUGGUGGACGUGGUUCUGCACCGCAUCGUGCUGGAGUGGACCGCCCAGAAACAGUACAACCGACAUCAGUUGAUCUACUUGCAGGGACCGCUGCGCGCGGCCUUGGUCUCCUAUUUGGGCCAGCUGAGCGAAGAGGGCAAUGGCAAGGGUGCCACGAUCAAGGAUCUCCGUGCUCUCCUGCUUCAUCCUACACCUCCGUCCUCGACCUCUGCAAACGGUAGUAGCGGCAGUCCUCAGCCAGGCGGGUACGCGGCCGGCGACAGUGAUCCCGGAGGAAGCGACAGUGAUGGUGAUAAUGAGGAGAUGCCGCCUUUGCCCAGCCCAAGCACGCUCAACGAAGAUUUCCGGCACCUCGACCUGACGUGGUCAAUCGGUAACUCCAUCUCUGUCCGUGAAGUCAACGAGCUUCUCUUUCCUAGCCGCAGCACCGCAACACAUGGCCGGCUACGCGACGCGGGCCACAAACAGCAACAGGAUGAUGCCGAACUGCUCGAGUCCUGGGACGCGCCUGGCAUUGUGUCGCUGCCCCGGCCGCUGCUGCCGAACUUGACGCACUUGUCACUGGCCCUGAUGCCUGACCGCACCCCCCAGUCCGUGUCCUGGCGCCAGCUCCUGUCCUUUGCGGCGCAUCUUCCCAUGCUCACCCAUCUGAGCCUCGCCUACUGGCCCGAGCCCACGCUCACGCCCAACGCCAAGCUGGCGACCGUCGACUCGCCGCUCGGCCGCCGGUUCCAGUACGGCGCCACCGGCGCCUACAGCCACUCCAUCGACAACGACUGGGCCGAGGCGGUGCUGCUCCUGCGCAAGCUGAGCAAGGCGCUGUACGGCCUGGAGUACCUGGACUUGACGGGCUGCGCGUCGUGGCUGCCCGCGCUCAUGUACAAGGUGGACAACGGACAGGUCGACUGGGUGGGCAACUGGGGCAAGCUGACGACGCUCGUGCUCGACUAUGGCGUGAGCAACGAGUACGACCGACUGUCCGAGGCCAUCCUCGAGGCCCACCGUCCACCGACGCCGCCUGAGCCGGAGGCACCGGGCGCGCCGGCGGCCAUGCUCCAGCGCUUGGUGGCACCGCAGCAACCACAGCUGCCGCUUGGCGAGCUGGCCCGGCGGGUGAACGCCGCGAGUGAGGCACGCCUGAUUGAAGAGAAGAUCCGGACGCAACGAGCGGGUCGGGGCCGAUUUAUCACCGUUGUGUACGAUAGGCAGCCAGAAGCGACAAGAUAG
Messenger RNA from Sporothrix brasiliensis 5110, 1875 nucleotides. RefSeq lists its product as uncharacterized. The record is from RefSeq and is a predicted model, not a curated record. NCBI's taxonomy places the organism in Eukaryota, Fungi, Ascomycota, Sordariomycetes, Ophiostomatales, Ophiostomataceae. Bases 1 to 1875 code for a protein of 624 amino acids. The transcript has 2 exons.